ACCGGACUUGUGCAAAGCGCAAAGCUAGGGCAUCUGUAGCCCGUCUGUACUGGGACUGCUUACUGCUUAUGCGCACGUAUACCUCUUGACUUUGACUAUCCUUUCCCGCUCGUCUGCUCCUGUUCCCCGGCGUGUUCGACCGAUGUCAUCAUGUUUUGCCUCUGCCCUCACCGCUGGCCCUAGCCGCACUCAAAAACUGAGCCCCCGUUCAGUCCUCGCAUUCUCGCGAAAACGUCUGUCGGUGCCCGCAGGCGUGCUGCCCCAUCCGCGCGGUGGUGGUGCAGCACGCCGGGCAUCCACGCGUUCCGUACCGAGAGCUGCUGCUUCGAGUCCGAGUUCUGAUGUACACAAAACCCUCACUGCGCUGCACAAGACGAGGAACUUUGCGGAGGACGUCCUGCGGAGCCGGUAUCGCGCGGAUUUGUGGGAUGUGUGGAAGGGGCUGCUCGAGCAGGCCCAUGAGGAUUUGUCGGCGCUGCGCUCGGAGGCACCGGAGGGGAGGAAGGCGAGGGUGCUCGUAUAUGGAUGCGAUGAAUUCUCCGGCUCGGCGGACAUCCUAACGGCGCUGCUCGAAGACCCAAUCUCAUCCGGCGGGGCGCAAAACGAUACUGUACGCCGACGCUGGCAAGCACGAGGGGAUCAAGGGCGGCCUGAAAGUGUCGAGAUUGAGGCUGGCCUGUCCAAUUCGAUUACAGAGGACAAGUCAACACGGAAUAUAUCCCUAUUAUCAUCCUGGCUACAACAAUUCUCCACCCCAUUACGAGUUACCGAGCUUGCUCCCCUCGUCCCGCCCAAGCCGUUCCCCGCCCCGAGUCUAUACUCCGCCGAUGUCCCUGUUAUUGUGUGCGACCCGCUCACGACGGAUCUCGAGAGCCUCGUGAGCCUCGAGCUUCCCGUCCCGCUAAGUCCCAACGCGAUCGUUAUAUUCAUCACACCCUCGCAUGAUGCGAAACUCCACGCUCACAUCACAUCGUAUAUAUCGCAAACUCAGCAUGAACGGCUUCAUCCCAGUGCGUUUUCGACUGUUCCCGAGGCGGAAGGGGAAUCUGUCGGUAGUGUCCAGACGAGGGUGUUAUUUAUCGACCCCGCACGCGCGUUGAAUGCCGUCAGGACGCUGCAAGGAAACUCUUCCUCCCCGCGGAAUGUCCAGAAAUACCAGGACGACUUCGUCGGCUCCAACAUCUCUGCAUUCACGGACGCUCUGAAACAAAUCACCGCGCCCUCAUCACCAUCCGACACCCCCCUUACGCGCUUACGAACCCAGACCGCGCAUACUAUCGCCCAGGGCGCGCUGCAAGCCUGCCGGACCGUCCUCUGGCUCGAAGAAGACGAGAUCGCGGCGCUCGAGGCGGAGCUCGGCGAUCUGCGCGAGCAGGUCGCGGUCGUGAAGGACGCGCUCCCGCGCGAAGUGCUUAGUGUGACGGACGAGUCGGGCGACGAGGUCGUGCGCGCGCUCAGAGACGCGGAGACGGCGCUUCGGGAAGUUAUGGGCAAGCUUACCUGGUGGAGGGCGGCGUGGAGGGUGGAUGAGAUUGGCCAGAUCGUGGCUGCCGCGUUGGAGAGGAAUUGGUGCAAGCGGCUGGAAGAUCGGCUCAUAUAUCAUGCGGGCCGCUUGACGGCCCUCCAAGAGUCCAUGAAGACUGCGACGGACGCGAUUCUGGCUGUGCACGAGCACCCGUCCCCGUUCGACUCCCCCGUCCUGCGUAACACUCUCGCCCAAAUAUCGUCGUCGCCGUCGUACCACAUCGACGCGCACGUACUCACCGCGCCCCUCACGAAUCGCUUGGCGCAGAUCAUGGCGUACCCGACCCCGCGCUUGCACCUCAGCGCACAGCGCAUGGUCGUAGGUCUGUCCGGCAGCGUCGUGGGCGGCGCGGGGCUUGGCGCCGCUGGCUGGGUGGGGUAUGUGAGUCUUGGCCCCUUGGGCUGGAUGCUGGGGACGAGCACGCUGGAGCCGGCGACCGCCGCGGGGCUGGGGUUGCUGGUCGCCGUUGUCGGCGUGCGGUGGGCGGUGGGGAGGUGGGAAAAGGCGAAACGUGUAUGGUGGAAGGAUUGGGCACGCGUGGGGGAGGGGCUGGAUAGGGAUUUGAGGGCACAGCUUGAUCGGACUAUUCGGGUCCAGGUCGUCGCGGUUCCAGAAAGGGCCUGUGACGAGUUGGAAGCUAUGAUUGGGAAGCGGAAGGCUGAUCUUACUCGGAAUCUAGAAGGACUGCAGGACUUGCGGGAAGAAUUGCAGAGCAUGUAGGGCAUUGGCUCUCCUGGGCCUGCACCGAAAUAGGAAACCGUAUUUGCCUAGAUAGAGGUGGUUACCAGCAGCACGGGAAUCUCAUUACAUUAACCCGCAUCCGCCAGCUGAGCCUAGUCUACGGGGUCCCAAUAGACGCACCUUAUCUCAGCACUUACCCGCCCUCAUUAGUGACGAUUUGCCGCUGCUGUGUAUUCAGAGUUACUUCUGGAGGUAACAUAAGGCUGAGGAGGCUAUUCGAUCUCGUUCACAGAGCCUUGGAGCAUUUCUUAUCCUGUUCUAUCUAUGAAAUGC
Gloeophyllum trabeum ATCC 11539 is the source of this 2539-nucleotide messenger RNA. RefSeq lists its product as uncharacterized. NCBI's taxonomy places the organism in Eukaryota, Fungi, Basidiomycota, Agaricomycetes, Gloeophyllales, Gloeophyllaceae. The record is from RefSeq and is a predicted model, not a curated record. The transcript is spliced from 6 exons. Bases 143 to 2245 code for a protein of 700 amino acids.